UGCACUCGGUGUAUGCUCUGAGGAAGAGCCAGGAACUUUAACUUUAACUUUAACUUUUCCCCUGCAGGACAGACAGCUGCGUCCAGAAGAAAUUGACGAGCUGCAAGAAGCCUUCAAAGAGUUUGACCGAGACCGAGACGGCUACAUCAACUGCCGAGACCUGGGGAACUGCAUGCGGACCAUGGGUUACAUGCCCACCGAGAUGGAGCUGAUCGAGCUGUCACAGCAGAUCAACAUGAACUUGGGCGGCCAUGUAGACUUUGACGACUUUGUGGAACUGAUGGGGCCCAAGCUGCUGGCAGAGACGGCCGACAUGAUUGGGGUGAAGGAGCUGCGGGACGCCUUCAAGGAGUUUGACACCAACGGAGACGGGGAAAUCAGCACCAAUGAACUGCGAGAAGCUAUGAAGAAGCUCCUCGGACAGCAGGUGGGACACCGAGACAUUGAGGACAUCAUACGGGAUGUUGAUCUGAACGGAGAUGGGCGAGUGGACUUUGAAGAGUUUGUCAGGAUGAUGUCUCGCUGA
Molecule: messenger RNA, 526 nt
Organism: Protobothrops mucrosquamatus (brown spotted pit viper)
Lineage: Eukaryota; Metazoa; Chordata; Lepidosauria; Squamata; Viperidae
Gene: CABP1
Product: calcium binding protein 1
Exons: 5
Molecular function (GO): calcium ion binding
Source: RefSeq, a predicted model, not a curated record